Drosophila persimilis is the source of this 2282-nucleotide messenger RNA. RefSeq names its product THO complex subunit 1 (gene Hpr1). Gene Ontology annotation, biological process: signal transduction; mRNA export from nucleus; regulation of DNA-templated transcription elongation. Gene Ontology annotation, cellular component: THO complex part of transcription export complex. Gene Ontology annotation, molecular function: protein binding. Lineage: Eukaryota; Metazoa; Arthropoda; Insecta; Diptera; Drosophilidae. The record is from RefSeq and is a predicted model, not a curated record. The transcript is spliced from 5 exons. The coding region runs from base 28 to 2184 and encodes 718 amino acids.
AAUCUCGUAAUUCUGUUUGGAAAAAAAAUGAGCACGACUGCAGAAGCAACCGUCAAGCCGCCUCCGAUGAAGUCGGCAAAUUACUUUGCGCUCCAAACAGCGUUUGAGAAUGCCUUGGAAAAGGCCAUCAAGGACAACAGCGUGGAGAUGCUUGUUAAGGAGUACAACAGCUACACUGCCAACUCCGAGCACGACAAGCGUCUGCCUAUGGACCAUGCCUUUCGAGUGCUCCUCAUGAAGCGCCUGAAAGACGACGUCAAGCGAAUCGGUGAUCUGGUGCGUCUCUCUGUGGAAGCCACUCGGGCUGAAAUCGUGUCCAACACCAUUCCCGUAGUGCUCCUUAUAGACACUUUCGAUGUGGUCACCCUGGAUAGGUGUCAGGAGAUCUUUAAGUUUGUGGAGGAACUGGUGGAUGUGUGGAAGGAGGAGAUAUUCUUUGCUUCCUGCAAAAAUAACAUAUUGCGAAUGUGCAACGACCUUCUGCGUCGCCUGUCCCGUACACAGAACACAGUCUUCUGCGGUCGCAUUUUGCUCUUCCUCUCAAAGUUCUUUCCGUUCUCCGAGCGGUCUGGCUUGAACAUUGUUUCCGAGUUCAAUUUGGACAACUUGACAGAGUAUGGACUGGAUAGUAGGGAUCACGAUGACACUGACAAUAAAGAGCUUGAGGACACUGCCGAGGACAUCCCCCUCAAGAUUGAUUAUGAUCUGUAUUGCAAGUUUUGGUCGCUUCAGGACUUUUUUCGCAAUCCCAAUCAAUGUUACGGCAAGGCGCAGUGGAAGAUGUUUCAUAUGCACGCGGACAACAUACUUCAGUCAUUUGCCAGCUUCAAGCUGGAAGACGUGCGUCCGAGCAACAGCGAGAACGGCAGCGAGGCAGAUCAGGCGAUGGAUGUAGACGAUGACAUUGUGGAUGCCGCAGUGGCAUCCACCGUGAGCAAAGCGAAUCACUUUUUUGCCAAGUUUCUAACCAAUCCCAAGCUACUAGCACUCCAGCUCUCCGAUUCGAAUUUCCGGCGUGCCGUCCUGGUGCAGUUCCUCAUACUCUUUCAGUAUCUUCAAGUCAGCGUCAAGUUUAAAAUCGACACAUACACCUUAACAACCGAACAGGCUGAUUUCAUUAAAGACACGGAGCCGCGAGUGUAUAAACUUCUGGAAGAGACCCCGCCAUAUGGCAGGCGCUUUGCCCGAACGGUUCAUCAUAUGUUGGUGCGCGAGGAGAUGUGGAACAACUGGAAGAACGAGGGCUGCAAAGAGUUCAAGAAGCCGGAAGAUCCUCCGUCGAACGACGAAGACAACAAGCCUCCUCCCGCGAAGCGACCAAAGCGUCCACUCGGCGAUUCCCUGCGCGAUGCUGCGCGUAAUGGCAAGUUUUUCCUUGGCAACGAGAACCUGACCCGUUUAUGGAACUACUCGCCGGACAACUUACAGGCCUGCAAAAGUGAGCAGCGCAACUUCCUGCCCUUACUGGAAACGUAUUUGGAAACGCCUCACGAUAAGAUUGAUCCAGCCUUCGAGUGGCGUGCUCUGCGUUUACUUGCCCGACAAACUCCCCAUUUCUUCACUUCGCCCUCACAGCCGUCUAGCAAGAUUUCCGACUAUUUGGAGCAAGUGCGCAAGCGUCUCGUACGCGACAGAGAGCCCAAGCAAAGCGCCCCGGUAUCCAGCAAUGCAUCAGAGCAGAACAACGGCCUGGCAGCAAAAAGUACACCCGCAGAAAAUGAGCAGGAUGCGGGUAUGGCGCUGCAAGAAGCAGAGCCAGAGCAGGAUCUCGAGGUGGAAGACACAGAUCCCGUUGUAGAGGAAGUGGAAGAGAAUCCGGGCCAUGAGAAGUCAUUGAUGGUCACCGCCAAGCAUAUCGAGGAGGUGGCACCGCUCAUUGGCGAGCCCUGGAUGAAGGUGGGCAAAAAGAUAGGAUUCACCAAUGACGAACUGCUGUUCUAUCAAAUGGAGCAUCCCACCGCCAGUGUUGCCUGCUCGAAAAUGCUGUGCACUUGGAUCUCAGAGGAUGACGAUGCCACGCUGGAAAACUGGGCCUAUAUGCUUGAGGGCCUGGAGAUGAACCAGGCGGCCGAUGCCGUAAAGGCCAUCAUCGAAAAAGAAAAAUCUGGAUCUUCUGGAACGACUGCCACUGUUGAGCAGUCGCAGCUCGAAGAUGACAACGAUGUCGAAGUGUUAUCCGACUAGGAUGACCCAAAACCGCCCGCAGUUUUAAGUUUAGCAUCGUUUCAUUCAUCAAAAAUUCCUUUAUCACAAGUAAACGUAUGGGCCUGUUCAUAGUCGAA